Molecule: messenger RNA, 3027 nt
Organism: Nothobranchius furzeri (turquoise killifish)
Lineage: Eukaryota; Metazoa; Chordata; Actinopteri; Cyprinodontiformes; Nothobranchiidae
Gene: map2k6
Product: mitogen-activated protein kinase kinase 6
Biological process (GO): MAPK cascade; protein phosphorylation
Molecular function (GO): MAP kinase kinase activity; ATP binding
Source: RefSeq, a predicted model, not a curated record
CCCCGCGCUCCAAGCAGGAAGAACGUUCUCUCGCAGGGGCUCACACUGUUCCAAGUUAGGAGCUUUCAGCUGCCAGCCUUGGCCCAUCAUGUAAGUGCUGCGGAGAAUUCUUUGCAGUGUUUUUGCAAAAUUACCCGAUUUCCGGACGCCUGCGGGGCCGUGCAUUCGAAGCCGCGCCGCGUGCACGGACACGCACGCUUUGGACGCAGAAAGGCUCCAAGUGCAUGAAGAUCGAGGCUUGUAUUUUGCACCUUUGUUGCAAAAGCAAGCCACUGAAGCUCCAGUUCGAGGGCGAUGGAGGGAGGGAGCGAGAAAGAAGGCAAAGUCUUUUGUGCUUCCCCUCCCCCCCAUCAAAGCAGAGGGGAAACGUCUCAGUCGAGAGGAGCGAGGAAGAAGCCGGUGCUCAAGCUUUCCAGGGAGGUGUUUGAGCAGCCUGCCCCUGCUGCUGUACCCCCAAGAGAUUUGGAUUCAAAGGCUUGUGUAACAAUCGGAGAAAAGAAAUGUGAGGUGAAGGCUGACGACCUGGAGCAGAUCUGUGAACUGGGGCGAGGGGCGUACGGAGUCGUGGACAAGAUGAGACACGUUCCCUCUGAACUCAUCAUGGCCGUGAAGAGGAUCCGGGCCACCGUCAACACUCAGGAGCAAAAGAGGCUGCUGAUGGACCUGGACAUCUCCAUGAGGACGGUGGACUGUUUUUACACCGUCACCUUCUACGGAGCUUUAUUCAGAGAGGGCGACGUUUGGAUCUGUAUGGAGCUGAUGGACACCUCCCUUGAUAAGUUCUACAAGCAGGUGAUUGAGAAGGGCAUGACCAUCCCUGAGGACAUCCUGGGGAAGAUCGCUGUCUCGAUAGUAAAAGCUCUGGAGCAUCUGCACAGCAAUCUGCAAGUCAUCCACAGAGACGUGAAGCCCUCCAACGUUCUGAUCAACACCCAGGGUCAAGUCAAGAUGUGCGACUUCGGCAUCAGCGGCUACCUGGUGGACUCGGUGGCUAAGACCAUGGAUGCUGGCUGCAAACCCUACAUGGCGCCGGAGCGGAUCAACCCUGAAACCAACCAGAAAGGCUACAACGUGAAGUCUGACAUCUGGAGUUUAGGAAUCACGAUGAUUGAACUGGCUAUCCUGCGCUUCCCGUACGACACGUGGGGGACGCCUUUUCAGCAGCUGAAGCAGGUGGUGGAAGAACCUUCACCCCAGCUUCCUGCAGACCAGUUCUCCCCUGAGUUUGUGGACUUCACUUCUCAGUGCUUAAAGAAAAACGCCAAAGAGCGUCCGACGUACACAGAACUGAUGCAACAUCCCUUCUUCACCUCCCACGAGGCCAAAGACACCGAUGUGGCUCAAUUUGUGAAAAUAAUCCUGGAGGACUGAAGUCUGCUCAGACCGGAUGGACAGACGAACGGACAGACGGAGGGAGGAAAGAUAAGCGUCCACCACACCUCAGCCCCAUUUACAUGUAGGAUCCCCUUUAACCCCAUCCCCAACCAAGACAGAGGACAAGACAGAAGAGACAUCUUCCUGUCCUGUGUGACGUGGUGGGCGGGCUCCAUCUAAUUUAAUCUGGUGUUUUUAUGCAAAACUUCCCUCUGUGUUCAGAUUGGGUGUGUGCCACCUGCUAAUGGGGUCAAACUGUGGCUGAUGGAUAAAAAGAUUUAGAAGAUAAAAAUGAUUUAAUCCUAGCUGUGUUUAAUCUAAAUGUUUGCCUACUCAGAAAUAUCGCAUCAGAUUAUUAACUGACUGCAUGUACAGAUUAUUACUGGGCCGCCUCAGAGGGUUGAUGAGGGUCAGUUCUGCAGCUCUCCUCCUAGUGGUCACUCAUAGGUACUGCACCUCCACAACUCUCCUUCCUUUAAAUUCAUCUAUUUGUUUUGGGCUCUUGGUUGUGUGUGUGUGUGUGUGUGUGUGUGUGUGUGUGUGUGUGUGUGUGUGUGUGUGUGUGUGUGUGUGUGUGUGUGUGUGUGUGUGUGUGUGUGUGUGUGUGUGUGUGUGUGUUGUAGCGGCAGGUCGAGUGUGAACUUUAGGUCCAGAUUUGAGAUUAGGAUUUUUUUCAGGACAUUUUGUCGCUUUAUCUCAGAAAAAUUCUGUUCUUCAUUUCAGCUGGUUGAACUGCAUAAAUUAAUCACAGCAAAGGAUUGUUUUUGUUUUUGUUCAUAACUUUGUUUUCCAUGGUUUUAUCUUAAGUUGUUUGAAUUUUGAAUCAAACCUAAAAUAAAAACAAACAUUUAGAGAAAGUGUUUGGUGACAAUCAGACUUUGUCGACACUAAAAACGGCCCAACACACACACAUCGCUAGUAUCUGUUAACAUGCGUUUCCAGGCUUGAUUGAGCUAGAAAUAAAAACACUGAUAGAACCCCUGGAGCUGACCAGCUUUUUAAGGGUGAAACUUUUGUAGUUUUGAUUGGAUUUUUGUAAAUAGCUUAAAAACAUCAGAGCACGAGCUCUUCCUGCUGCUGAAUAAACAUGUUUGAACUAGAAACCAAAUUUGUGAAUUUAAUUUAUUAGACACAGAUUUAUGUUUUCUGCCUACAGGAGUUUAUUUGUCACAGUUUGAGAGAAAUGAGCUCAGAAGAUAAUUACAUUCUGUUUUACAUAGUUGAUUUCAUUUUAGUUUCUCCUCCCGUGACUCUUAACCGACAAAAUCUUGACUCAUCAAAAAGUGUCUUAUUAUUUUUUGUAUUUGUAGGAAACAAUAAAUAUUUUUUUCUAUUUAAAAUGUAUUUGAACCUCUGAGUUUCUACGUUUCGAUGUUCUGAUCUAAAGGACUAUUACUGAAUUAGUUACAGCUCAUUGUCUCUGUGAUACAGUUGUUCUCAUGGGAAACAUCUGGAUGCUGCUGUGCGCCCUGCCACACACACGUAGUUUAAAGUGGUGUGUGUGCGUGUGUGUGUGUGUGUGUGUGUGUGUGUGUGUGUGUGUUGUGGAAGACGUCGGUCUGGAGCCAUCUUGCUUUGUGUUCUGAGCCAACCACCACCCUGUAACUCCACGUUCUUCAUGAAAUAAACAGGACAUCAGUUGUGUUAAUAAUA